AUGUUUCCUCCCUCCUCACCGUCAGACACAGCGGGCGCGCCUAAUCCGUCGUCGUCUCCGUUGUCCGCAACGGCCCCGCCCUCAUAUAUCCAGCUCCCGCCGCCACCGUGCUUCUCUUCGUUCGCAUUCUCUCAAUCGCCUUCCCAUCCCUCCCCCGACCCUUUCGACAGAACACCCACCUCCCCCUCAAUAUACUACACGGCACCCUCGUCGCCGUACACAGAGUCCCCUACAAAUUCAGAGCCGUCGUCCCCUCUGAAAUCCCCUGGCUCACCCCCACCGUUGCCUGGGCUUCACAUAACAAUACCAUCGGGCCCACUUCCUCGAAGCCCGAAUUAUGAACCGUUGCAGAACGAAGCUUUUCCAACUACCGACGUAUCUAUCGACAUCGCUUUGGACGAUGAGAGCUUGAGCCCGCUCGAAAAGAUUUACCUGUUCUCCAGGAACAACGACCCGUUUCAUCGUGUUUUCAUCAUCCAUGCCAUGCCAUCCUUUUUGGAGCAGGUCACUCCACUCGAGGCUGACGAAUACGUACUACCGCUACUGCGAAGCCUGGCCCAGGAUGAGGAUGAAACGGUCAAGGAAGCACUAGCUGCGGAAUUAGUUCCUAUCAUAUGGUGGUUCUUCACUCAUUGCCAAAUCGUACCAGAGGGCGUCAAAGCGAACGAGUUUGGCCAACCAUCAACAAUACCAGUGACCACGAUAUGUGUCCAGUCGUUCACACCGAUUUUUGGAAGGCUCCUGCUGAGCCCGAACCCUAUGGUCGGAGGUCCAACUAGGAGUGCAGUUGUGGAAAUAUUAGCCAAGAUGCGCAGGGCUGAUAUUAAAGAAGGACUCCUUCCAGCGAGCAUGGGUCCCACAAACUCAUUGGACGAUCAGCCUCCAUCAGAUCCACAGUCUGAGAGUGAGGCGGACUCCGUCAUCGGCUUAUUCGGCAAGGUGGAGCGAGAAUUGUUCGAACACGAGCUUCUGCAGCACGUCGUCAUUGGCAUGGGUAGAUUGGAUAUGAUGGCCACCGACGAUUGCCAGGAGCCGCAGCCAGAAGAUUAUGCCUACGAAGACUGGGACGGCUCGAGUCAGGAUAUUUCUCCUGCGACAAAUAAUUUGACCGAUGGAUCUACGGCCGAAAGCUCUCCGGAUGCUAUGGACGUAGAUGUUGAGGAGAGAACGCCGAUGCUGGAAGAACCGGUGAAUCCCUAUUUUCCUCACCGUGCCCCGGCACCCUCACCCUCAGCUUCGUCGUCGUCGGAGUCGACACCCUCAAUGAUUACCAGCUCCUCGACCACGACAUCUUCGCCUUCUUCGACAGGCGAGUGCCUUGAGGUUCAAGAGAGUGUAUCCAACAACAGUGGCUCAACUGUAUCUCCGCCUGCUCUUGACGGUAUCAGAAUGGAAGCCGACGAACAAGGAUGGAUGGAUUACAACAUGGAAGGGGACAAAGACAAAUACUACGAUGCUGAAUACUACCUUCCCAAUGAGGUAUCCAAGGCUCUAGAUCUGCAGUCUGGCCAUCACUAUACUGGAUCAUCUUUGUUAUUUACGUGCUAUCCUCAGGUUUCGACUAUCGACCCAUAUGAUUGCACAGAAGAGGUCUCAGAAUCGUCGCUUGAAUAUGGCGCGUUUGAGUAUCCUGAAGAUGCAGCGGUUGAUAUUGACGACUACGGUGAUGAGUUGGAUUUCGACCAAGAGCAAGCUGCGGUGGGAAGGGUCUCGAGCAUGAGCCUCAUGGCGGCUACUGCUGCUAGUGGUACAUUACGCGAUGAGACCAAGGUAGCCUUCGUAAAGGAAGUGGAACGUGUAGGCCGAGACCACCUGCAUUGGGUGAGGCGAGAAGCUUCCUUCGCUGUUGGCGCUCUAGCGAAGGUGGUGCCCACAGAGCUUGUUGUCUGCUCCUUGUUCCCCUUGUUUGAAUCCCUUCGUCAAGAUCCUGUGUGGCAUGUGCGCCAGUCAGCUUUGUUCGCGCUUCCUGCCAUUUUAUCCCGUUUGCCGCCACAGCGUCGACGUAUACUAGCGAUGGAGACUGUUCUUCCUCUGUCAAAAGAUGCGUCUUCGAAUGUGCGAACUGGGGUUAUGGAAGCGCUGGGCGAGGUUAUUUAUACCUUCCACAAGGAUGAGAACGGCCCCCCAGAGCAGCUUUUGCACCUUUUCUUGGGAAGAAAGGAAGACAAGCGAUUGAGGGAUGGGCAACAGGAGGCCAGCGGCCGGAGCAGCAAUGGUGACACGCCACUGGAUCCGCUAGAAGCGUUCUUCCUAUAUCCGGACCGGGCCAUGGUUUGUGCCUUCAAUUUCCCUGCCAUCGCAGCAACACUUGGGCAAGCAAGAUGGAUCGAGAUACGGGAGUACUACCUGCAAUUGGCGCAAAAUCGCAUGACUGGCGUUCGGCGGACAUUGGCGGCGAGUUUAGGCGCGAUAGCCAAGAUCAUCGGAGAGGAGAAUGCUGAGAGCGAUCUCAUGGAUGUGUGGUGGGAUGCAAUUAGAUGCGAAGAGGAGGAUGUGAGGAUGAAGGCAGUGGAGUGUGUAGGGGAAUUUGUGUCGGCCCUGGGCUCAAGUGCUCGGCUUGAGAUUAUACGGGGGUUGUAUACGUUUUGGUCAGAGGGCAUUUUCAGGAAUUGGCGGGAGAGGGAGCGGAUCGCAGACAUCCUUGGUGAUCUUUCUCAGCUUGUCGGCUUGGCUGAUACUGGCAUAAUGCGUGGCCUAUUAAUGCUGGCUUUACAAGACGGUGUGGCUGCCAUCAGAGAGGCGGCAGUGUCAUCUCUGCCUGUGAUUCGGAGAACAUUUAUGGCUGAUGCACGGGUGCUACAAGAUUUACAUGACGAUGUUCUAAGCCUGUCUAGAUCAGCAAACUAUCGUUGGAGGAUGGCUUUCAUCGCAUGUCAGCAAAUCUUGACUAUAUCACCGCCAUCCCAGACUGCGGCCGUGGAGGUUAAUGAGGCCUUCUGGCUCAGCCUUGAGCCUCUCACAAGCGACAAGAUUGUUGGUGUCAGGAUUAGCAUCGCGCGCCUCAUAGGUGUUUAUCUUCGCGCAUUUCACCGAGGUUCUCAUCAAGCUUCCAAUGAAACACUAUCGAACAUGGUCAAGACAUUGCAGGAUGAUUCCUCCCACGAAGUCAGGUCAUACGUUCCAAGUGUAUGGCUUGAGGACACUCGUGCUGAUGGAAACGUUCCCGGCGUAACUCCGCUUCGGUCCAAGGGAGCCCAGUCGUCGAUAUUCUCUAAACCACCUCCGAUAUCGUCGAAUCCGGUCGACACAGUCCUUGCGGUGGCUGCGGAAGCCACCUUACAGGAACAAAAUAGUAUGCGGGCGGCAUCGAAACCCGUGCAAGCGCAAGAGGACAUCGGGUCCAUUUUGUUCAGCAAACUGCAGCAGAUUGGAGAAGCUCGGGUUUCGGCAGAGAGUGCGGCGCUUAGUGGGACCCACCUCGAAAUGGCGCAGCCUGUUCCCUCUUAG
Messenger RNA from Pleurotus ostreatus (oyster mushroom), 3447 nucleotides. RefSeq lists its product as uncharacterized. Gene Ontology annotation, biological process: protein dephosphorylation. Bases 1 to 3447 code for a protein of 1148 amino acids. The transcript has 9 exons. Lineage: Eukaryota; Fungi; Basidiomycota; Agaricomycetes; Agaricales; Pleurotaceae. The record is from RefSeq and is a predicted model, not a curated record. Gene Ontology annotation, molecular function: protein binding; protein phosphatase regulator activity.